Peromyscus maniculatus bairdii (prairie deer mouse) is the source of this 5542-nucleotide messenger RNA. It is a transcript of the gene Pdlim5, whose product is annotated as PDZ and LIM domain 5. Gene Ontology annotation, biological process: muscle structure development; heart development; actin cytoskeleton organization. NCBI's taxonomy places the organism in Eukaryota, Metazoa, Chordata, Mammalia, Rodentia, Cricetidae. Gene Ontology annotation, cellular component: stress fiber; Z disc; filamentous actin. The record is from RefSeq and is a predicted model, not a curated record. Gene Ontology annotation, molecular function: muscle alpha-actinin binding; actin binding.
CGGAGGGGGCGUGGCCAGCCUCGGGGCGAGGCGGGGCGAGCGCGGAGGCGGAAGUUCCCCGCCGGGCUGAAGGGGACGGCGCAGGCAUUGGGAGCCACUUGUCAGCGCUGCUCUGAGGCGGAGGCUGCGCCGCGCGGGUCCCGGUUUCUUUCAUUGAUUUUGGAACUGCACAUUGAACCCUUGGAACCAUGAGCAACUACAGUGUGUCGUUGGUCGGCCCAGCUCCUUGGGGUUUCCGUCUCCAAGGUGGCAAGGAUUUCAACAUGCCCCUGACCAUCUCUAGUCUGAAAGAUGGUGGCAAGGCAUCACAGGCACAUGUGAGAAUAGGCGAUGUGGUCCUCAGCAUUGAUGGAAUUAGUGCACAUGGAAUGACUCAUCUUGAAGCCCAGAACAAGAUUAAGGGUUGUACAGGCUCCUUGAAUAUGACUCUGCAAAGAGCAUCUGCUGCAGCCAAGCCGGAGCCCGUUGCUGUCCAGAAGGGUGAACCGAAAGAAGUAGUUAAACCUGUGCCCAUUACAUCUCCUGCUGUAUCCAAAGUCACUUCCACAGCCAACAUGGCCUACAAUAAAGCACCACGGCCCUUUGGUUCUGUGUCUUCACCCAAAGUCACAUCCAUCCCAUCACCAUCGUCUGCCUUCACCCCAGCCCAUGCUACCACCUCAUCACAUGCUCCCCCUCCACCUGGGGCCGCUGUCACUCCUCCCCCAUUCUCUGCAUCCGGACUGCAUGUUAAUGCCACUCUUAGUGCUGACCAGUGUUCAUCUGCACCGAACACUGGUAAAUCUGCAGUUAAUGUCCCACGGCAGCCCACAGUCACCAGCGUGUGUUCCGAGCCUGCUCAGGAGCUAGCAGAGGGACAGAGAAGAGGAUCCCAGGGUGACAUUAAACAGCAAAAUGGUAACCCUGGCACUGUGAAAAUUCCACCUAAACGCCCACCGAGAAAACACAUUGUGGAGCGCAACACAGAGUUUUAUCACAUCCCCACUCACAGUGAUGCCAGCAAGAAGAGGCUGAUCGAGGACACUGAAGACUGGCGCCCACGGACUGGAACAACUCAGUCUCGUUCUUUCCGGAUCCUUGCACAGAUCACCGGGACCGAACAUCUGAAAGAAUCUGAAAAUGACAAUACAAAGAAGGCAAAGUUUGACAGUUCUCUGGAAGACCUACUUAAGAGUGGACCUCACCCACCUGCAGCUCCCCAGGUGUUAAAUAUUCAUAGUCAAGUGGCCACAUUUUCUAAAGUAGCAGCCACUUACUCUAGUGUAAGCAGCUCUACAAGGACUGUAGAAGGCUCUGUGGAAGGUUCUGGAAACUUUUCUGCCUUCUCCCCUCCUGCUAGAUACAGUGCUGCAGUUGUCAGUGGUGCGGCUGCCACUGUGUCUGCCGCUCUCGCUGCAAAAACCAGGCUCUCCGGCCCUGAAAACUCUCAGUCCCUCCUGGAUGCACUUUGCAUCAGCACUGUUCCCAAGCCUCUAGCUUUUUCCUGUCUUCAGUCCUCCGAGAAGUCAAGUGGCUCUAUCCGUGUUAAGAAAAGCAGUAGCACUCAGGAGCCCUCUCAGCAGUCAGCGUCACCAGGAGCUUCACCUCUGAGCAAGUCUGAGAGCCUAGAGAGCCCAGGUUCCAGCAAGCCAGGGGUGGCCGGCCUCAGGACCGCGGCUGCCUUCAAGCCUGUAGGAUCCACCAGCGCCAUCAAGUCACCGAACUGGCAGCGUCCAAGCCAAGCAGCACCUUCUACUGGAAGAAUUACAAACAAUGCAACUUCUUCAGGUACAGGGGGCCCUGCGAACUCAGCUGUGGGGCCACCAAGUGACCAAGACACCCUCGUGCAGAGAGCCGAGCACAUUCCAGCCGGGAAGCGGACUCCCAUGUGUGCUCACUGCAAUCAAGUCAUCAGAGGACCUUUCCUCGUGGCUCUGGGGAAGUCUUGGCACCCAGAAGAAUUUAACUGUGCUCACUGCAAAAACACGAUGGCCUACAUUGGAUUUGUUGAGGAGAAGGGAGCACUGUAUUGCGAGCUAUGUUACGAGAAGUUCUUUGCUCCUGAAUGUGGCCGCUGCCAGAGGAAGAUCCUUGGAGAAGUCAUCAAUGCCUUGAAACAAACCUGGCACGUGUCCUGUUUUGUGUGUGUGGCCUGUGGAAAACCCAUUCGCAACAAUGUUUUCCACUUGGAAGAUGGAGAGCCAUACUGUGAGACUGAUUAUUAUGCCCUUUUUGGAACAAUAUGCCGUGGAUGCGAAUUCCCCAUUGAAGCUGGAGACAUGUUCCUUGAAGCUCUGGGUUAUACCUGGCAUGAUACUUGCUUUGUGUGCUCGGUGUGUUGUGAAAGUUUGGAAGGGCAGACAUUUUUCUCCAAGAAGGACAAGCCACUUUGCAAAAAACAUGCUCAUUCUGUGAAUUUUUGAAGAUCAACAGUUCCAGGAAGAGAAGAAAUCUGAAGAAAAAGGAGGAAAAUUUAAAUUACCAUUUAAUUUUUAGUUUUAAUAUUUAUAUGAAGUUCUAAAAUAGUAGUAGCCCUGAAUGGAUAAAUGCCAACAUUAAAAACCAAGUCUGUGACAAAAUGUUUGGCUUCAGAAAGUCACAGACAGUUUGGGAUUUAUUAUGACUAGCCUGUAUUUUCUGCCCAUGAAGUAGUCUUUAUAAAAAUCAAUUUCCUGACUAUUAAAUUCAUCUUAGAAUAAAUUAGUAAAGGAUUACACUUUAGAAUUAAAAACUCUAGCCUCUAUGCUGAAGUGAUACUUUCCUUGUUGGGUAGCUAUGAGAAUUCACAGAAGGCAAUAAAAGUGCCUUAAACUUUAUUCAUAAGAAUAGUUGUUUAAGAAACCUACUUUAUCUUUAAAAUAGUAAGUAAGAGUUUAAAUAAAUUUGUGAGUAGGUGGUGUCUUUUCCUUUUUAGUGUGUGUACAUGCUUUGGUUCUAUCAUUGGUUCUUUCAGUAAGACAGUCCAGGGAAGUUUUGAACAAAGUGUGACAUGCUGUAAGAGACACUGUGAUCUCUUAUGUUCUUCCAAAGGCUGCCAUUGUCGCUUAAAGGUUGCAGAUGCUGGCGUCCCUCCAGCCGGGCAGUUUGUUUGCGUUGUGUGUGGCUCACUACCUGGGCUAGGCUGCCGUGCUUCUUAGGCUGAGGUGAAGAUAAUUCAGUAGUGUUCAACUCCAGUAGUUGUCUUUCUCUCUCUCUCUUUUUUAAGAGAAUAGGUAGAAGAUAAAGGGUCUAGAAAUUGGGAAAAUGAAGCAGUUGUACCUGGAAAGUAGAAAGAGCCUCUACCCCCUUUCAGAUAACGAACUGAUUACAGGUGUGUCACUGACUGGACACAGAAACUACACCUUGCCCAGGAAUGUUUGUGGAUUGAGGAUUAUGAUAAGAUCCGAGUUUGUGUUGUUACUGUGUUUUUUCUUAUUUGGUGUUGUUCUGGGAUUUUGUUUGUUUGAUGUUUUUUUGUCUAGGAUUCUUUUCUAUCAGUAAGAAGUAAAUCCCCUCCAAUUGUGUGAUCAUGGAGUUAGGCAACUCUUACUCACUGGCAUUUGGUAGUGCAGGGGGUACUGUGAUCAGUGACUCACAUGGUCCUGGCAUUUGGUAGUGCAGGGGGGACUGUAAUCCAUUACUCACAUGGUCCUGUCAUUUGUUCUCUAUGAUUGGGCCGAGCAUUGUUUAGGUACCACUUGUAGUCAGGAAAGUGACCAUGAGAAAGCCAUGCAGUGUGGCUCACUGCCCAGUGAGAAAACAAAUUAUGCCAUUUAAUAUUUUUUUCUCUUUGUUUCUACAAUGAAUGAAAGCCCAUGACCCUGCUGAGUUAUAGCUAAAUCUGUUGAGAGCAUGGUACUUUCAAAAUUCAGACAGUGUCCCCUGGUUCUUGCUAUCCCAUCCUUCAAGAGCACCUGUGCAUCCAUUUGUGUGUGUGUGUGUGUGUGUGUGUGUGUGUGUGUGUGUGUGUGUGUGUAUUUUAUAGAGGAGAUCUUAGGCUACAGUAUUUGUUUAACCUCCCUAAGAACUUUCAAGGUAUCUGUCCUGAAAGCUGCUAACUUAUGGUCUAGUAAAUUUAUAGUAUAUGCAGAUAAUAAUGAACUGGGGGAUAGAUGAGCAGGAAGGGUGACACACAUCACAAACCAGAAGCGUCUCCAGUAGCAGCCCAGGCUACCUCCUCACCUAUGCUUGGAGGGAGGCAGGAAAUGUCUUCAGAAGUCAAUGCUGCAACUUCAUGCAUUAGAUCUCAUGGCUGCUGCAGUGACCAAUAACAGACUCACUGGCUGGGGUGCAUUAUUUCUGAUCUGAAUGUCAGGCUUUGGCUUUAUACUACAAAAUAAGUUGGUGAUUUUUUGUUAUGUGAUAGUGUUUUUUGUCUUUUAGAUGAUACACCAUGAUAUUUGACAACUCUUUGACAUUUGCAUAUUCAAAGCAUUUUCUUUGACUUGGAUUUCUUAUAAAGUUAUCUUUCUUUAAGGAUUUCAUUUUUAUUAAACCUUUAUUUCUCUGUUACUUGUGUAUAUAAUGCUGCAUUUUAUAAUGCUGUUUCUCUAAAUUUAAUCCCUAAAACAGUAGUGUGGCUUGCUAAUUGGCACUGUGUCUUUAUUCUUUGCCUACCAUGUUGUAUGGCAAGUUUUGUAUCUGUUCCUAAAACAGUGGCUCCUGGGAGAUGAGUUCUCACCAUAACCAGAAGAGUCUUCUGCAGUGAGGAUCGGCAUGCUUCGUUUUCCAGCAUGGACCUUUUAGUACCUGGCACAGCACUUUAUCCUUCUGGCAAGCUCCCUGAGUAUUUAUUAUAAGUCUUCUGUGUCAGCAGCAUUUUUCAUUACUAUGUUUUCAACAUAGAACAUUAAGCUCUCCUCAUGCUAGAUGUCUCUUUUGAAGGCUGUACUUGAUUAGCCCCGGAUGAAAACAAUAGUGCAUGAUUCUUUACGUCCCUUAUUCCAUUUCUCAUUCUUCAGACUUUGAUGGGCCCAAAUGGACACUGUUCUCUAAUUGUUCUGGAUCACUGUUGCCUGUUGAGGUAGCAGUCUCUGCUUAUGUUCCUAGCGACUCUAUGCUUCCCAUUGGUAGGGUUACCUUCGCCAUGUAAACCUAAAGCCUAAUUAUUUGGCCACAAUAUUAAAACAAAAGUAAUCAUUUAUCUGUUGAAUACUUAUAUAAAACUGUGUUUAAAGUGAUCUACAACAAAAUGCACUCUUUUCAAGGAACCCUAGGUUAGAAGCACUUCUGUAGAAAAGUAACUGCUGCGGUGUGAAGCCAGUGUCACAUUACUGUUUUUAGGCAUUUGCAGUUCAUUCAUCUCCAUUGGAGCGAGGGGAAACACAGAAGACAGUUUUAUGCAAAUGAACCCUCAUUUCAGUCUGCCCCUCACCUCCACAUGUCUAAGGUAUUGGAUUUAGAUACGUAAUGUGUCAUUUGCCACUGUCGAUUGUUGUCUUUUGUUUCUUUGCAUUUUUAAGUUCAUGUGCAGCUGCUCUUUGCUUUUGGAUAUGUUUUUUAAUUAAAAAAAUCACACAAGAAAUAUAAUCUGUGUAGUGAUACCUUAAUGAGCACAUACUCAAUAAACAACUGUAAUGGUUGA